AUGAUUUUUGAAAAUGAGGAUAAUUUUACAGAUGAUAUAUAAUCUGAAAAAAAAUAUUACGAAAGUGAUGAGGACAUUUAACCAUUAAAGGUAUUCUAUUUAAAGAAUUAAAAGAUAGGAGAUAUGAUUUAAAAUCGAUUUUUAAUAAGUUAGAAAAUUGGAGAAGGUUCAUUUGGAAGUAUUUUCAAAGUUCUUGAUAAAAAUAAUAAUAAUGCUAUAUGGGCUAUGAAGGUUGAAUCAGAAGAUGAUGAAAAUAGUCUUUUAGAAAAAGAAAUUAAAGUUCUUAUUGAAUUAAGGUAAAAUUAUAUCAUAUAAUUUUAGAAAAUAAUAAGGUUUUCCUUAAAUUAAAUUUUAUGGAUAAGAAAGAGGAUAUACUUAUUGUAUAAUGUCUAUGUUAGGAAAAAAUUUAGAACAAAUUUUUAGAAAAUUAGGAGGAAUAAUGAAUAUAGCCACUGUAAUAAGAUUAGCAAUUUAAGUAAGUAAAAUAAAAUGAUAUUAGCCUAAUAGAUGAUAGAUAGAAUUUCAGUGAUGCAUGAGAAUCGAUUACUUCAUCGUGAUAUAAAACCUGAUAAUUUUGUUAUUGAUUCAGGACCUAAUCCUAAGAUGAUUUAUUUAAUUGAUUUUGGGCUCUCAAAAAAUUAUAUUGUAUUUAUAUAUUAUAUUAAAUUUUAGAAUAAUAAAGGAGAACAUAUAUCUUAUGUUAAAAAAGCAGGGCUUAUUGGAACUGCAAGAUAUGCUUCUAUAAAUGCACAUAAAGAAAUGGAAUAAGGAAGAAGAGAUGAUCUUGAAAGUAUCGGCUAUGUUCUUAUUUAUCUUGCUUCUGGAAAUUUACCUUGGAUGAAUUUAUAAAUAGAUUCUAAAGAUGCUAAAUAUACUAAAAUUUAUUAAAUUAAAAAAGAAAUUAAGACAGAAAGUUUAUGUUUCAAUUUACCAAAAGUAUAAAAUCAUCUUUUAAUAUUAGUGUUUCUAUUUCUAUAUGAAUGAUGUAAAAUCUUUAGAAUUUACAGAAAAUCCUAAUUAUGAUAAAUUAAAAUCAUAUUUUGAAAAAGAAAUAGAAAAUAACACUAAAUAAAAUAUUAAUUCUUCAUCAUUUACAUAUGAUUGGGAAAGACUACCAGAAUACAAUAAAUAAAAAAAGCAUUAGACAGUUCAUGUUAUGCAUGUAAAUUCUUAUUAAUCUAGAAUUAAGAUAAACAAUAAUAAGUAGAAAUUGCAUUCAAUCCAAAUAAAUUAAAUUAAAUUUCUAAAUAAAAUUAAUUUAUUAAUCAAUAAACAAAAGAUUCUUAAUAAAAAUCUAUAUAGAAUUAAUAACUUACUUUUGAAUAAAUAAUGAAUGAAAAAAGAAAAGAAACCAAAAAGGCUUUCCAUAGUCCUACAGGCAAAAGUAAAAAAAUAGCAUUUAUUAUUACCUUUUUAGAAAACACCGACAACAAUUAAUAAAAUUUUUUGUCUCCAAUAAAACCUGAUGAUAAUAGAAUUUUAAGAAUAUAGAAUCAUUCUUCUACAUAACUCUAAAAUCCUUAAAUUAAUUCAUCAUAUUAAUUAGACUCUUUUAUUUUACCUUCUGUAGCUACAUCAAAAAUAAUUAAUUAUUUUGAAAGUGAAAUUGUAGUUAGUGAAGGUGGAGGAUUACCAAUAUGGGAUUUAUGUUAAGAAUCAAAAAAUAAAUUCUAAAAAGUUACAGGAAUUUUAGAAGGAAUAAAGAAACCUAGUUUAAUAAUAUUGAGAAAAGAAAGAAAAAUACAUACAUGUAUAAUUAUUAAUAUAAACUUUUAGAAAUCGAUACUAUUAAAUUAAUGCAAGAAUUAUUUGUUCCUCCUAUUAAAUUAAUUGGAGAUUAAGAAUCAAAUAUUGAAGGUUUAGAAUGA
Paramecium sonneborni is the source of this 1868-nucleotide messenger RNA. Lineage: Eukaryota; Ciliophora; Oligohymenophorea; Peniculida; Parameciidae. The record is from the annotation of a GenBank genome assembly.